ACUCUAUUUUUACGGUAUGAAAUAAGAACAAGUUAGAUUAUUACUUCAUUUUAUAUUGAUCCAUUAUUAACAUGAUUAUUACUUCAUUCUAUAUUGAUUCAUUUUUAUAAUAGACCAUAUUUGACAAAACAAACAUUUGCCACCACUAAUCUGGACUAACUUAAAAUUAAUCUAAUUCAAUUUCUUUCUUGUUCAAAUCCGAAAGGAACAUAAAUUUAUCGCUUCAAUUAUUUUUCGAUUUAAUGGUUUUUCGUCGGACACGUACGAGCGGCACCCACCGAAAGGUAGCUUCAUAAACUCUACAAUAUUAAUACAGCAUGCCCACAAAAAAAACCCUUUCAUCAGUUCCCUCCUUUUUCUUUCCUAUUCAUUCCCCUCAUUCAAAAAAACAGCUAGGGUUUCUAAUCCGUCAAAGUAUGAGUAAUAAUCCCAAUAAAGAUGAGUUCGACAUGUCCGAUCUCGGCGCUUCCCUCCCCGCCGCUACCGCCGCUUUGAGUGCUGAGGAUCGUGCUGGUUUAGUGAACGCGCUUAAGGAUAAGCUUCAGAAUUUGGCUGGACAGCAUACAGAUAUACUCGAGACGUUGACGCCACAAGUUAGGAAGCGUGUAGACGUUCUAAGAGAGCUUCAGAGCCAACAUGAUGAGCUAGAAGCAAAGUUUUUCGAGGAGAGGGCUGCACUAGAAGCUAAAUACCAGAAGCUGUAUGAACCAUUGUAUACAAAGAGAUAUGAAAUAGUCAAUGGGGUUGUCGAAGUGGAGUGUGUUAAUGAAGCUCCCAUGGACGAAGAUAAAGAGACUGAAAAUGAGAAAGGUGUUCCCAACUUUUGGCUGACUGCAAUGAAGACUAACGAGAUAUUGGCAGAGGAGAUCUCAGAGCGUGAUGAAGAAGCGUUGAAGUACCUCAAGGAUAUCAAGUGGUGCAAGCUUGAUGAUCGAAAGGGCUUUAAGCUUGAGUUCUUCUUUGAUACAAACCCUUUUUUCAAGAAUACUGUCUUGGUUAAAACCUACCACAUGAUUGAUGAUGAUGAUGAUCCCAUAUUGGAGAAGGCCAUAGGUACCAAGAUUGAAUGGCAUCCGAAUAAAUGCUUGACACAGAAGAUACUAAAAAGGAAGCCAAAGAAAGGGUCAAAGAAUGCCAAACCCAUAAUUAAGACUGAGAGCUGUGAGAGCUUUUUCAAUUUCUUCAAUCCUCCACAAGUACCUGAAGAUGAUGAUGAUUUGGAUGAAGAUGCGGCUGAAGACCUGCAGAAUCUAAUGGAACAAGAUUACGAUGUUGGCUCGACAAUUCGGGACAAAAUCAUCCCCCAUGCCGUGUCAUGGUUUACUGGUGAGGCUGCUGAAGGGGAUGAAUUUGAUGAUAUUGAAGGUGGUGGUGAUGAUGAUGAUGACGACGACGACGAUGAAGAUGAGGAUGAAGAAGAGGACGACGAGGAUGAUGAUGAAGAUGAAGAAGAGGAGAAGCGCAGAAAGAAGAAGUCUUCAGCACGAAAGAAGAGUGCCAAAGCACAAGCAGGAGGAGGUCAACAGGGAGAACGUCCUCCAGAGUGCAAGCAGCAAUAGUUUGUGUUGUGCCAAUAACAGCUGAUGAACCCAACCAUGCCAUUUCUCGUUAAUUUUGCCUUGGCUGUGUUGAUAUGCCUGCUUUUUCUUUCUUUGUUUUUUUUCUUUUUUGGUUAGUUAUCUAUUAUGAAAAUCUAGUGUGAGUUCUGUGUUUGCUUGGGAUGGACUUUGGCUUGUACCAAAAAUUUCGCAUUUAUAUUCUGUUCUGCUUAUCCCCA
Capsicum annuum is the source of this 1777-nucleotide messenger RNA. Its product is annotated as nucleosome assembly protein 1;4. Gene Ontology annotation, cellular component: chromatin; nucleus. The record is from RefSeq and is a predicted model, not a curated record. The transcript is spliced from 12 exons. Bases 318 to 1559 code for a protein of 413 amino acids. Gene Ontology annotation, molecular function: chromatin binding; histone binding. Gene Ontology annotation, biological process: nucleosome assembly. Lineage: Eukaryota; Viridiplantae; Streptophyta; Magnoliopsida; Solanales; Solanaceae.